Molecule: messenger RNA, 5318 nt
Organism: Pristis pectinata (smalltooth sawfish)
Lineage: Eukaryota; Metazoa; Chordata; Chondrichthyes; Rhinopristiformes; Pristidae
Product: protein phosphatase 1 regulatory inhibitor subunit 16B-like
Exons: 11
Coding region: 424-2148 (574 amino acids)
Cellular component (GO): cytoplasm
Molecular function (GO): protein binding; phosphatase regulator activity; enzyme inhibitor activity
Source: RefSeq, a predicted model, not a curated record
UCUCGGCCUCUCCCUUGUCCCAUGUGCUGCCCAUCGCGCCCAGACCGUCCAACCCACCCCCAAGACCGACCUAUGAGGUGGGAGCCAGUUUUUCCUGCGUCCCAUUCAAUACUUCUGCCGAACUCUCCGGGUGCCUGGUAGCUGCUAGUCUGUGGUGGCGGAUCGCAGCCUGUUGCUUCUCGCUCGCUCGGAAUCCUCCCCGCUGCCGGGUCAUGAACAGCUCGGCACGGAUCGCUUCGGCUGUUGGACUUCACCGAGGACAAGCCAAUGGCAAGAAGCUGGCUGAUCCCUUAUCCUCCUCCCUCCACUGAAGAGUGGCCGUAAGUCAUACCCCAGAUCCAAACAUCAGCAGCAGUGUUGGACAAGUGAACGCACAUCCAUGUGUUCUUUCUCCCCCGUCCAUCUCCCUUCACUCCUGAUUUGAUGAUCCUUCACCUGGUCAUGUCAAGCCACACAGACCUCCUUACAGAACUCCAAUUCCCGGAAAGGCUGCCCACCCCGGAUCGCCUGAGAGCCGCAAAGAAGCGCCGGGCGCAACAGCUGAAGAAAUGGGCGCAGUACGAGAAAGAGAUGCAGAACAAAAAGAGGAAAACUGACAAAAAGAAAGGCACGGGGAAUCAGAAGCGGGUCACUUUCACUCCCAAUGUUACACUUCUGGAGGCUUCUUCCCGCAACGACCUGGAAGAAGUGAGCCUCUUACUGAAGCAAAAUAUAAAUCCGGAUUUGUGCAAUGAAGAUGGACUCACUGCAUUACAUCAGUCUUGUAUCGAUAACUUUGAAGAGAUGGUGAGGCUGCUUUUGGACCAUGGGACCAAUGUGGAUGCAACAGACAACGAGCUGUGGACUCCACUGCAUGCAGCAGCAACGUGUCGACACACCAACCUGGUGAAACUCCUUAUAGAGCGGGGAGCAGACCUAUUGGCGGUCAAUGCGGAUGGGAACAUGCCCUAUGAUCUGUGUGAUGAUGAUCAGACACUGGAACUCAUCGAGACAGCAAUGGUUAACCAGGGCAUCACUCAGGAGAAAAUUGACCAAAUCCGUACAGCGAUGGAGCAGCAGAUGAUUGUUGAUGUCAGAAGGGCAGUUCAGGAGGGCAUCGAUCUAAGUGCAAGAGAUGCACAGGGAGCCACGUUGCUACAUGUAGUCGCUGCUAAUGGUUACUGCACAGUUGCUGAGCUACUGCUUGAACAUGGAGCCAAAGUGAACGUCAAGGACCAUGAUGGUUGGGAGCCAUUGCACGCAGCUGCCUGCUGGGGACAGAUGCAAAUCGCAGAAUUACUGACAGCUCACGGUGCAAGUCUCAAUGCCAAGACCUACCUGAAGGAAACACCAAUUGAUCUGUGUGAUGAUGAAGAGUUCAGGACUUUGUUACGGCAGCUCAAACACAAACAUGAAAGCAUCCAGAAGUCACAGGGAAAGCACAAGUCAUCUCUGAGCAGGAGAACAUCUAGCGCUGGGAGCCGAGGAACAGUGGUACGGAGAGCUAGCGUGUGUGACCGGAAUAAUUUGUACAGGAAGGAAUGUGAGCAGGAAGCAAUUAUCUGGCAGCAGAUGGGACAGAAGGAAAUGGAGAAGGAAGUCACAAGCAGCGAUGGAGAGGAUAAAGAUUCAUCCAAAGAUCAGGAGAACAUGAUCCCGGAUUUGUCCUCCAUCUCCCAAACAGCUGAGACCGAACAAACAGAAUCCGUGGAGAAGUCAUCGGACACAGGUGGGAAAAGCACCAUUCCAGUCUCAACUCCAGCUUCCCAGCAGUCGCCUUCCAAAACUGAUGACUUGAGGACACCCGCCACCGCAGACAAGGUGAACGGGCAGGUUCUCCGCGAUGGUUGUGAUGCAGCCCCCUCGCCGCAGCUAAACAAGGACCGGAGUUGCCAGACAUUGUCAGAGCUGAAGAGGCAGCGGGCAGCUGCCAAGCUGAGGAGGCAGACGUCUCAGGACUCAGUGCUGGUGAACGGUCAGGGGAGUGGGUCGGAAAAGGACCAGCUUCACCCAAAGAGCUGCCUAGUGGGCUCAAGGACAUCGGCGGUCAGUUCCAAUGGGAGCUCGCCCUACUAUUCUUAUUCCAGUGGGGACCCUCCAAUAUUAAGACUUAAGGCACCUUUGGAGCAGCCAGAGGCAAAGAGACAGGGCUGCUGUAGGAUUGUGUGAUGGAAGAGAAGGAACACAAAGCACUGUUUCAGUUGCAGUUGUUGGGAAUGGCUACUUGGAUGACAAGGUUCACGUUGGAACUUCUCCGUGAAAGUACUGACAUGAGAAUGUUAACUUAAGCACUAUUUUAAUUAAUUGCUCAUUGCAAUUACAGUGCAACUUUAUGAAGUUCUUCAUUUUGCGGGGUAAGAGUGAAUGGUUGUGAAAUCGCCUGGAGUUCUUAACUCUCCAGUGGGAUAUAGGCUACUCAUUAUAUCAUCUGGAGUCCCUAGCUAUCCAACAAGUUAAGGGUUACUCAUGACAAUUGCUUGGAAUUCCUAAAUAUCCAGCUGGUAUAAGUUACAUACUGUAUAUUGUCUGGAUUUGCUAACUAUCCAGUGAAAUACAGGUUACCAAUUUACUGUACACCAUUCUUGAUCCUUCUAGACAAACAUUUAAAGGGAUUGUUUCUCUUUUACUGUAAUGUUAAUUCAGUGGUGUCCAAAUGAGUGCCCAACCAGUUGAAUGAAAUAAAUGUCAGUUUUGUACAGUUGAUUUCAAACUAGAAUCUGAGCAAAAUGUGACAGAUUUAAUGACUUUUUUUUUGAGUAUACAAGCAUUGUACCCUUGUCUUGUUUAAGAUUUCUGAUGAUCAAUGUAACACAGUCCUCAAAAUGCUACAUUACUCUCUUGUGGAGUUUGUAGGUACUAAGAAAGUUAUCAUUUUAAGUGCAAUGAUUUUCUCCCCUCACAAGAGAGAGUAAGUGUGGGGCAAAGGAGGAGAAAAAGAAAUCCUAUCUGUGAUUCCUUUCAGCAGUCAGGUCUGCAGUUGUCUUGUUUUAGUGCCCUGCCUCACUAAAACCAUUCUUGUGGCAUAACGGUGCAGCAGUUAGCAUUGCUGCCACAAAGCUUCAGUGACCAGGGUUCGAUGCUGCCUCCAGUUCUGUCUGCGUGGAGUUUACAUGUUCUCCCUGUGACUAUGUGGGUGCUCUGGUUUUCUCCCACGUCCCAAAAAUGUGCUGGUUGGUAAGUUAGUUGGCGACUGUAAAUUACUUCUAUUGUUGGUGGGUGAUCGGAGAAUUAGGAGGUUGAUGGGCAUGUGAGAGAGAAUAGGUUACAGGGAAAUACAUGGGGCAAUGGGAUUGGGAUUGAUGCGAUUGCUCUGAGAGCUAGCACAGGUCCAAUGGACCAAAUGGCCUCUUUCUAUGUAGUAAAUAUACCUAUAGAAAACAAGAGCAAUUCUGUUCUCCAGGCGGGGCUGAGACAAGAGUUGGUCUCUCCUGCAGACUGAGUUCUCUUUGCAACCCUGCCUUAUCACACUGGUCCCCACCACCCAUCGCCAUGGAGAUAGGAGGGAGGGCAUCCUGUGUAAACUUGAACAAGAAACUGAAUUGUAGUAUAUUGCACAUUUGCACAAUGUGAUUAUAGUAACUGAAGAUCUUCCAGUAUUGUGAAAGGGCAACCUUUCACUGCAUCAAAAUUCCACACAGCACGCAAAGCUCAAAACCUAGGCUGAUGCAUCCACUGGUUUCCUGACCUAAUGUUUAACCCUGAGCCAGGAACGCCAAAACCAAUUAGCUAGUCAGUAUUCUCAUUGCUACUUGUUGGAUUGUGUUAGGCACAAAUAGGCUGCUACCUCUGCCCACAAAGCAACAGUGUCUGCACCUCUGCAGUAACUCAUCAGUUGUGAAGCACCUAACCAAGUUCUGACCAAAGGUAACCUCUGCUCUGUUCAUCGGAACUGAUUAAACAUCCUUGCUCUCUGUGGGUGGAUGUGUGCCUCCUUUAAAUGACAGCACACAAAUCCACAGUGACUCAGGAAAGUUUCUUCUGCUUCCCUUGAGAGAUGACCUAUUACAGUUUUCUCUCCCACUCCUGAAGUUGUUGGCUCAUGCUUUAAUGAAGAUGCUCACGUUCUAACCCCUUCUGAUUACUAUUUGUCAUAUAUUUGCCUGGAAACUGAGGGGCAGAGGAUGGGAAGUUAAUGGAGAAUCAGGAUCAUUUUAACUUUCCUCUGGGAGCAGAAAGUUGACAGCAAGCCUGAAACCUUCCAAAUGUCAUUUGUGGCUCAGUUCAUAAGAUACCUGCACUUGAGUCAGGUAAAGGGGUUCAACAUAAAAAUCUGGCCAUUUCAGUAAUGAAGGAGCGCUGGUCAUCAAAGGUUCUGUACCUUGGAUGAAUUUUUAACCAAGUCCACAUCUGUAAUGUUGGGUGGGCCCCAUAGCACUAUUUUGAGGAAGAGCAGAGGAAUUACCCUGAUAUUCCGAUCAAUAUCCCCGACAUCACAUCACUAAGAUUAUCAUGUCAGUGAUUGCAGGAACUCCUGUGUGUUUCCUGCAUUACAACAGUGAGUACACUUCGAAAGUACACUCAAUGAUCCAGCCUCCAAUUGUUCAGAAAUCCUGAUAGUCCAAUAUCUGGUUCACUCAUUAGUCCUGAAUGUGAGGCAGGGGUCUGGAGGGCAAAUGGGAUGUGCAGACAGAGCCGUGGGUCAAGAGAUCAGCCGGUGCAGGGUCCGGACUGAGAGCCGGUUGUGUGGUCGGAGUCGGGUUUGGAGGCCGCAACACCAGGGAUCAGGAAUGGAGCUGGGUCUGGAGUGCUUAUAUAUUUCCAGCUUCCUUUAAACUCAUCAGGUUCACUGGAAAGCUUAUCAUACUGCUGUGCAACAUGUAAAAAAAGGUGAAAUAAAUUGUGUUUGGGUAAUAAUACUGAGUAACAUCCAAUAGUCCAGAAAACCUGCAAGUGUGGAACUACCAAAGUUUGGUUUGGUUUAUUGUUAUUGUUAUUGUCACAUGUACUGGGAUACAGUGAAAAACUUUUGUUUGCGUGCCAUCUAGACAGAUCAUUACAUACAUCAGUACGUCAAGCUAGUAAAAAGGAAAACAGAAUGCAGAAUAUAGUGUUACGGUUACAGAAAGUGCAGUGCAAGUAGAUAAAUAAAGUGCAAGGGCCACGAUGAGGUAGAUUGGGAGAUCAAGAGUUCCUUGAUGUAUGAGAGGUCCAUUUAAGAGUCGGAUAACAGCAGGACAGAGCUGUCCUUGAGCCUGGUGGUACGUGCUCUCAAGCUUCCAAGGAUGCUAGAUUAUUGGAGUUUUCCUUGUACUCUAUUAACUGUAAAGCAAUUGGAGACAUCCUGAAAUGGAGUUGAAAGAUGAUAUAUAAAUGCAUGUGGAGACACAAGAGACUACAGA